CCGCCCCUACCGCGCGUAUAAUACCACCUUAGCUGACAAGUGGCCAGGAGCUGCACGAGCGUGCUUUUUCGCAAGUCUUCAGCCAAGAAAACAGCUUUGCAAGCAGGUGAGGCUAAAAACGUGUGCACCGUACGAAGCGAUGAUAAGAUGUCGACGUCAGUGAGCGUGUUCGACGAGGAGCGAUUCCAGAACGCCAUUGCAGACGUCAGGGCGGACUCCGUGCAGACAACAUGGGCCCUAUUUGCCCACCAUGAGAGCAGCCCCAAUGUAAUAGAGUGUGUAGGAGAUGGUUCAGGUGACCUGAGUGAUAUGGUUGACCUCAUGGAUGAUGCCCAGUUCAUGUAUGGUCUUGUUCGAUUAGAGCAGGCUUUUGACAUGUCCACGACCGUCAAGUUUGCAUACGUCAUUCUCGGUGGCAAAGAUGUCAAGUUCGUGAAAAGGGGAAAGUUUGGAGUCGUCCAAGGAGCCAUUGAAGGCCUUUUCAGUCCCUAUCACAUUGUGGUUGAAGUGGACACCAAAGAUGACAUCACUCAAGAACUAAUUGAGACAAAGCUACAAGAGACAAGG
Molecule: messenger RNA, 567 nt
Organism: Geodia barretti
Lineage: Eukaryota; Metazoa; Porifera; Demospongiae; Tetractinellida; Geodiidae
Source: the annotation of a GenBank genome assembly